AUGGACUCUCCCGCGCGCUCGCCGCGCGGGAAAUCGAAGACGACGAACACGACGCGCGUCAAUCCGACCCUCGACGCGCUGGCGAUCGAUUCCGACGACGAUUUAGACGACGAAGACUACCGACCCGGUCCCGCGCUCGGGAGUUUGGAUUGGGAAUUCAACGACGAGAGCGCGAGCGAGGACGGGUCUUUAGGCGACGAGAGCGACGAGAGCGACGGAGUCGAUGACGACGACGACGCGCGCGCGCUGGCGCGACCGGUGCGCGAGUAUUUAGAGGACACGGAGAGCGAUAGUGAUGUGUCGCUGGAGGACGAAGACUUCGACGCCGUGGUGGAAGCGGCGAGCGAGGUUGACGCGGGAUCGCCGCGCAGGGGGAUGGGCACGAUGCAGAUGAUGCGUUUCAGUGGCACAGAUGCCGCGCGCGCGGCGCAGUGGGCGCCUGGUGGUGGUAGACGGCGACGGGGAGGGGCGGCGAACGCGGCGUUUGCGUCGGUUUUCGACGACGAUUCCAGGGGCGCGGCGUCGUUGGGGAACUCGCCGGCGAAGCGCGCGGCGGGGGCGGCAGUAGAUUUAGGGUUCGAUGGAUUCUUCGACGACGACGACGACGAGGAGAUGUUGUUGAACGCCAUCGCGCGGCGUACGCGGGCGAAGACGGGGACGAUAGAGGAGCGCGAGUUGGCUGAGCUCGAGCUCGCGUUGCCAGACGCCGAGCCAGAGUACGAUUGGCUCGAUGAUGGGGCCGAGUACGAUCGUUUUCUGGCGACACUGAAUGAUGCGAGUGUUGAAUUUGGCGAUUUACACCAGCAAUCAGCCUCGGGGCGCGGGACGAACGCGAACGAAGACGAGGACGAAGACGAUGAGAACGACGACGAUUACGCCGACGAAAAUCCCAGAGCUGCAGAAUACGAGUACAUUCUGCGUAGAGAACGCUUAGAUGCGAUCAGACGAGGCGAUGCGAGCGCACCACCGUCAAUCGUGCGACGAUCUGACCGAAUCAGCGAACCAAGCGAUCGCACGGGCGAUGGUAAAACGCUGCGAGAGAAGCGAAAAAGGAGCCGACAGUUGCUUCAAAAAAAUCACAAGGUGAUCGAAAAAUUGUCGUCGAUGACAUCAGCGCAGUUUAAGACGCUCGCGAAACAGAUACACCAACACACGCAACUAUUGUUCCAAACGUAUAGCGUGUGUGCCACGAGAGAAGAUCUCGUGGAAGUGACUAGCGCGACACUCGUGAACAUCACAAUUUUGCAACGCGCGGGAGUGUUGCAAGAUAGGCGCCUGCGCGACGUGAAAAGAAAGAGGCACGCUAAAUCGCUAUACGGCGGCGAUGACGCGCCUUGGCACGUGUGCACGGAAAAGCGAGGCGUGCAAACUGUUCUUGAUUGCGCACCUCUUCGAUGUGCGUUCAAUUUCGUGCACGCAAUGAGCAGACUCGCUUUCGCGCCGCCGCCGAGGUUGUGGAGAAAUCCGGUGCAAAUGUUUGAGAUGACCCACGACGCGACAUCAAACGCAGCUUUCGCACCGAAUUCAGAGCAACACGUACGAGUGGAUGAUUUGUUUAGACCGCACGCGAAGACGUGGACUGAAGUGAUGGACAUGUACGACAAACUUGAAGCGGACAAGCACAUUAAAGAUCCUGUGACGAAACGCAUUAUACCAGUGAGGCUUGGGCGAAAUCGAGCUGAACUCGAACGUGAUCUUUACGUGUGGCAACCGGUGCCACGCGAAGUCUUCGAGUUGACGAAGCGGUUCUUACCGGAAAUAUCUCCUGAUCCGAGCCUUCUCAUCGGGGCUGCGCCGCUGUCGCCGCUGGUUCGGCACAAGUUGAAGGCGAGAUCGAAACACGACAUCUUCACUCCUGCCGAGGAGUGGUUGAUAGUAUUGGGCAUCCGCCGCUACAGUUCUGACUGGCGCACGAUCGCGACGCAGCUCCUCGUGAACGCCAAGCCAACCAACAUACGCGAGCGAGCGCUGCAACUGCGAAAGGCGCAAAUGUACGCGAACACGGAAAUUGGAAUCGCUGUGCGGAGAGAGUACGACCACGCCACGCGAGCGCUGGAUGAAAACGAGAUCAAUAUCAUCGAGCGAGCGUUGAACGAAGUCGAAUGGAAGAGCGCAAACGCGAGAGAUCUGGGCAAGUAUGACAAAAAAUUGUGGGAUUUUGUGUGUUCGCGCUUGAAAGACCGCGUUCCGUUUGCUGUGCACAAGCGUUGGCGAGAUCACGAGAACGCAAGCUCCGGUCGAACGUCUCAGACCGUAAAUCGCGGGCCUAAAUCAGCCGCGACUGCGCGCGGCAAACGUAAAAAUACCGUCGUGCGAGAAGAAAUCGCGGACUCCGCAUCGGAUUCCGACGCCGACGACGUCCCGUUGCGGCGGCGAUUCGGCAUGGAACGCGACGACCUAUCCGAUUCGGAAUGCGAGGACGAUCCGGUCGUUCGCAACCCUUUCACCCAAGUUCAGGAUAACGCCCUCAUUGCCUGCGCUGCUUUCAACGAACCGUUCGAAAGUCUCCUCAAGCCCGGCGCCGCAUGCGAGGGACGCUCGCUCGACGCCAUUCUCAUCCGUUACAACCAGCUCAAAGCUAUGCGUGCGUGA
Messenger RNA from Ostreococcus lucimarinus CCE9901, 2592 nucleotides. RefSeq lists its product with no specific name. The coding region runs from base 1 to 2592 and encodes 863 amino acids. The record is from RefSeq and is a predicted model, not a curated record. Lineage: Eukaryota; Viridiplantae; Chlorophyta; Mamiellophyceae; Mamiellales; Bathycoccaceae. The transcript has a single exon.